CUUCAUAAUAUUCAUAAUAAAAAAACAUGGGCAAUAAACUCAUCAUAUCCCAGUCGGGUUCGUUCUCUCUGGAUUCAUCUACUUCAUCUCUGCAAGCUUUCUAUCAACAACCACUUGGCCGAAACUUGAGACGAAACUCGACCGAAAUACAAGCAUCUCCUUCAUCUCCAACAAAAAGAACGUCAUCAAAGGGACCACUCAGUGCUGGAUCAACAUCCCUGAAUGAUGUAGUAUUCGAAAGAUCUUCCUCACCAACUACAAACCCUCAGGAUUAUAACAUUUUAUUAGACGAAAGUUCAGAACCUGUAAAGAAGAGAAUGAACGUCAUCAUGUUAGGAACAGGAGGAAGUGCCAAAACCACAGUUUUAAAACAAUUCAAAUUAUUGGGAGGUAAAAGAGAAGAUCUUACACAAUCACUCUGGCAAGAAGGAAUUGUCGUUCCAUGUUUCGAUUUGUUGAUUGCCAUUUUCAAUCGAAAGAAUUUCUAUUAUCCAAAUGCAGAAUAUCAUCACGAAGAAUCUGAUGAAGUUGAACAGCAAGUAUUCGAUCUGUUCGAUCAAAAGAAGAUUCUCAACAUUAUUCAUCCGAAUAAUCAGAAAUUGAUUGAGGAAAUUGCUGAAAUGUGGAACAAUGAACCAAUUUUGAGAAAGGUCUGUACGGAAAUGCUUUUGGAAAAUCAAGUGGAAUCGGUUCCGGUUGAGGAUGUGAAUUAUUAUUUUUCCAGAGCUGUUGCAGUUCAUCGGGGAGAUAAACCAUCGGAUAAGGAUUUGUUAAUUUCACAAAGAAAGACAACUGGUGUUACACAUGUUGAAUUUGCAUUUAAUAAUGGUUCUACUUUGGUUAAUAUUUGGGAUUGUGGUGGUCAGAAAAAUGAAAGAAAGAAGUGGAAAUACAUGUUUACCGAAUCUCAAAAGUUAACAGGAAAGAUCUUUGUCAUUUAUUUCGUAGCUCUUUCAGAAUAUAAUCAAUUGUGCUACGAAGACGAAACCACCAACCGAACUCACGAAUCUUUGAAAAUUUUCGAGAGUGUUGCCAAUAAUCCAGAGUAUGAGAAUUAUCCUCUCUUCCUCAUCUUUACAAAGAAGGACAUUUUCAAACAAAAAUUGAGAUAUACCAGUUUAUCUGUCUGUUUUGAAGAUUGUCCAGAAGAUUUGAAAGCUAACGAAGACACUACCAAGAUAAAGAGAGAUAUCAUUAACAAUUGGACUGGAUUUUUAGAGGAUAGACAAUGUGUCUCUGAUGAAAUUUAUGAAAAAUCAUUUGAUUUUGUCAAGAGAAAAUUUAUGGAGCGAAUUUCCAAUGCCGAUCGCAGAAAACAAACUGAAAAGAAUAUCAAGGUUGUGAAUGCAAUGGAUGCUGAUGAUGUGAGAAGUAAUCUUGUUGAAGAAUUAUUGGAACAAACAAUGGUGGAAGAAAUAUAUAAGGAUGAUUUGGUUCAUUAUCUUUAAAAUUCUCGUCAUUCAAUAAAAGUUAAAUUGUAAU
Molecule: messenger RNA, 1482 nt
Organism: Naegleria gruberi
Lineage: Eukaryota; Heterolobosea; Eutetramitea; Acrasida; Naegleriidae
Product: guanine nucleotide-binding protein G(o) subunit alpha
Exons: 3
Coding region: 27-1448 (473 amino acids)
Biological process (GO): adenylate cyclase-modulating G protein-coupled receptor signaling pathway
Cellular component (GO): heterotrimeric G-protein complex
Molecular function (GO): guanyl nucleotide binding; G protein-coupled receptor binding; GTPase activity
Source: RefSeq, a predicted model, not a curated record